This is a messenger RNA of Rangifer tarandus platyrhynchus (Svalbard reindeer), 828 nucleotides long. The record is from the annotation of a GenBank genome assembly. Lineage: Eukaryota; Metazoa; Chordata; Mammalia; Artiodactyla; Cervidae.
AUGGUCACUGUGGCCUGGUGGCUCAACCCUGCUCCAGGGUCUGCGGCGCUGGGGAGACCACUGGCCGCCUGCGCCAGCUGCGGGGGUGUGGCUCUGGAGAGUCCUGCUUGGCGUGCAGCUCGUUUCCCUGAUUACGUGGCCUCCAAGCCACAUCCCCAAACUCUCCUGGAGGUGGAGAAGCAAACUGCAAACAGCCCGGGGCCCUGGCCGGUUCCCUGUGACUGCCCCGGCAUAAAGCCUGGCCUGUACCGGGUGCCCGCUCCGGGUCCUCCUGCUGUGGCUCAACUCUGCACCAGGGUGGAGGCUGGCUGCCGGUGCCAAGGAGCGCGCAUGCCUGGAGCAGGGCCAGCUCGGAGCAUCCCUGCGUCCGAGCAAGAGGAACGCGGCAGUCACCGUGAGGCCUGGAGCUGGGGUGGGGUGGGGAACCUGAGACUCUGGCUGGUCGCGGGACCCCCCAGCGGAUCCCAGCCCCCACUCACCCCUGCGCCAGCCCCUCUCCUGACCCUGCUCUCCACCAGAGUGAAGAGGCCACUGCCUGUCGAGGGGGAUGCAUGCAACAGGAAGAAACCAAGUCAGCUGAGCCCCGGCUCGGCCUCUGAGCGGAGAAGGGCGGCUGUCGCCGGAGAGGGCGCAGAGGCGCUGGGCGGGACGCUGCCCGGGGCCCCCACCGGCUGGCAGGACGGUCCCAGCGCACGCCAAGCACACGCAGGCUCGCGCCGGGCACCGGCUGAGACCCUCUGGCCCUGCUAUUGCUCACUGUUAGAGCAAAGUGCCCUUGGUGGUGGGGAGGGCACACGGUGGGAGGGAACAGAGCUUGCUCUGACCUGA